Messenger RNA from Ictidomys tridecemlineatus (thirteen-lined ground squirrel), 1214 nucleotides. The record is from RefSeq and is a predicted model, not a curated record. Lineage: Eukaryota; Metazoa; Chordata; Mammalia; Rodentia; Sciuridae.
CUUCUGAACCCCUCACUGCAUGGACAGUCUACUUUUCCACACACUGUUCAUCAGAGAAUAAUUUUUUAAUAGAAUUUCAGUCUUUAAAAAAAUUCCACAUAUUUCCCUAUAUACUAUUGUCAUGUUUAUUUACUUACUUCUAAUAGUUUGGUCUUCUUAAAUUAUUUUUAUUCAAAUGCAACACUUUUCUUGACUUUUCCUCAGUCUCCUAAAACAUUUUCAAAUCUCUGCUAUGGUUAAAUAUAAGUUUGUAAGGUGACUCGAAAAGAAUGUUUUUAUAAUAUUGUUUAUGUCACACAUGCACAUAUUUUACUUAGUACAAGCCUAGAGUGAGUUUAAAUACUGUAAUAGUAGACCCUUAUUAAGUAGCACAUUGAGGUAUUUAAGUACUUCCUUUUAUUUAUUAUUGGUCAAACAUUAACAGUAAAUUAAGUGCUAUGUAUUUUAUUAUAAGCUAUCUUACAAGAGAUAUGUGUUUCUUUUGUAGAAAACAUACAAAUUCAGCAGCUAUCCAUUGUAUCAUAGUGUCUAUGAAACAUAUGAGUUGGUGGAAAAAUUUUAUGAUCCAACGUUUAAAUAUCACCUCACCGUGGCCCAGGUUCGAGGAGGGAUGGUGUUUGAAUUGGCCAAUUCCAUAGUGCUUCCUUUUGACUGUCGAGAUUAUGCUGUAGUUUUAAAAAAGUAUGCUGACAAAAUCUACAAUAUUUCAAUGAAACAUCCACAGGAAAUGAAAACAUACAGUGUAUCAUUUGAUGCACUGUUUUCUGCAGUAAAGAAUUUUACAGAAAUUGCUUCUAAGUUCAGCAAGAGACUUCAAGAUUUAGACAAAAGCAACCUAAUAUUAUUGAGGAUUAUGAAUGAUCAGCUGAUGUUUCUGGAACGGGCAUUCAUUGAUCCUUUAGGGUUACCAGACAGGCCUUUCUAUAGGCAUGUCAUCUAUGCUCCAAGCAGCCACAACAAGUAUGCAGGGGAAUCAUUCCCAGGAAUUUAUGAUGCUUUGUUUGAUAUUGAAAGCAAAGUGGACCCUUCCAAGGCCUGGGAAGAAGUGAAGAGACAGAUUUCUAUUGCAGCCUUCACUGUGCAGGCUGCGGCAGGGACUUUGAGAGAAGUAGCCUAAGAGAGUUCUCUAGAAACCUCAGGUUGAAUUUGUAUGGUAUAUCAAUUGACAAAUUAAGAAAUAAAUGUGGGAGUUUAUUUAUUUAUUUAUUUAUUUA